Xenopus laevis (African clawed frog) is the source of this 12120-nucleotide messenger RNA. It is a transcript of the gene chd2.L, whose product is annotated as chromodomain helicase DNA binding protein 2 L homeolog. The transcript has 44 exons. Gene Ontology annotation, molecular function: hydrolase activity; histone binding; chromatin binding. Gene Ontology annotation, biological process: nucleosome organization; chromatin remodeling. The coding region runs from base 2389 to 7824 and encodes 1811 amino acids. Gene Ontology annotation, cellular component: nucleus; chromatin. The record is from RefSeq and is a predicted model, not a curated record. NCBI's taxonomy places the organism in Eukaryota, Metazoa, Chordata, Amphibia, Anura, Pipidae.
CGGGUACCCUCUCAUGUUGCCGGGUGACCCUGAGGCAAGUGACGUGUGGAGAAGGGAGCUGAAUGUAAGAAGCCGCUGGCUGGGCUACCUGCCUUCCAUUCCCCGAAUCCUCCCAGCAAUGGCGCCGACAAGCUUGGGGUGAAUAUGCUGAGAGUUCCAUUCUUUUUUUUAACAAGGUUGCUUAUCAUCGCCCAUGAGUUGUAUACCAACAAAAGAACACCGACUUAAAUUUUAAGGUACUGCUAGUUCCAGAAUGCCUUCAACAGCUGGCUUUGGACAGAAAAGUCACCCAUGGAUAUAGAUUAAGCAUUCCAACUUCUUGGAAAAAAAAUGAAGCAAACUCUAAUGAAGUCAAAGAUGGAAAAUCAAGAUGGUUGGACCUUUAAAGAACUGGAAUAAGCCUUGACUUUUAGUUUAUUCAAGAAGAUCAAUUCAAAUGAACAUUUGGCUAAAACCCUUUAGACUGGGGUUUCUCUAGAAUGAACUGCCUGUUUUUGUGGUGGAAUUUUGUCUUGACAUUGCACAAAAUUAAUCCAUAAUACAUGUGUGUUUUUUCAUGCUGAUGAGAAUUUUGUAAGAAAAAGCUUUCAAUAAAGGUAAUGUUUGCUUUCCAAUUGGCUUGUCUCCGUUGGUUCUUUCAGACUCUACUUGAUGUGCUUCAUUUUUACGGAGUGAUUUUUACUUAUUACAAAUGAAUGUGGGCAAUGUGGUGACGACUGAAUGUGCUUAAAGUACAAAGGAGUAAUAACCUCUAGAGGGAACUGUUCUGGGUGGAACAAGCUCCUGUACAAACUUCUAGAAUUUAAGUUCGUUCCUUAUUGUCUGAUUCUGUGUGUUUAGCUGAUUAUGUGUAAUAUACGUGUGCUCUGUUCUCACAAUUUUUAUCUAAUGGAUUAACUGUAGUUGGCAACCAUUUGGUGACCUCCAUUUUGUACAACGCUACCUCAUGAUUUCUACCUAAACGGCCGGGUAUAUGUCCAUUGGUCAAGGCACUGGAAGUGACACUAUUGCUUGUCCCAUUGUGAGCAACUAGCCAUUAAUUCUGAUCUAGAGGCCGGUCACAUUGUUUACAUUCUCAACAAUGAAAAGUUCCACAACCAAUCUCUAUUUUUAAGGAAUUGGACCAAUUGUCUGUUGAUGAAGACAAACUAUUGGUAGCCCUUGCUCAUGUAUAUGGGUAGAACUGAGCAACCAGUCUCGACUCUCACUACUAAUGGGCAUCUAACUGGGUAACGUACCCAUCUCUGUUGACCCCCAAAGAGCCCUAGUGCCACACUCUAGCCUCCUGCUGCAUCCUUUUGACUUGUCAAUCCACAUUUGGACACUAGGGUGGUGCUAUGGAGUCAAACAACAAACAGCCCAACUCGCUUUGUGGCAUGACUAUAUUUUGUGUGCAUAAGGUGAUGUUCACAGAAAGUGGGGGAUACUUGAUCAUGGUAUAUGGGGGAAGCAACCCCAAGGUCACUUUGCAACGCCCCAGUCUGCCAUUUGCCUUGUUUUACCAGAUGUAAGUAGGCUUCAUGCCUUUCCAAAAUGGCUUACUUUAAAGUGCUUCCUGUGCAAAGAGGAAGUGAUUCAUGGCAGUGCCUAAGACAAAGGCUAGUAAUUGUGUGUGUGUGUUUCUUUCCUAGUUGCUAAAGGGUUAGCUGACUGCUGUGAGGAGCCCCCCCACCCCCAAUAAUACCAACUAAUGUGCACCUUGUAUCUUAAAAAUGGGGUUUCUUCCACUCUGCCCCAUUCCCAAGUGUUGUUUCAUGAUGGUGGAAAUGAAGGGGUGGGUCUUUAGUACAUCACCUGAGUUCUGGGGUAAAUGUAGAGAGUGUCAAUCACAGGCAGAGCUCAGAGCUGGGAAGGAGCUACAGAUGGCGGCUGUGCCUUAGAGAGCGGACUUAGCUCCCUGCCUUCCCUUUUACUCUACUUUCACUUUGGGCAAGUUUGGGCUGCUUCCCAGGGGCCCCUCCAUUCAGCCCCUGCUGUGGCUCUCGUGGGGCUAUGGAACCCAUGAAUUUCAGGGCAUUUUUUCGCUUUUUCCUCGCGUCCCGUCGGUGAGAAGGAGCCGAGGAGACUGCUCGUUGUUUUCACCGCUCAUGGCGCACCACCAUAUUUGUGCUCUCUGAGUAGCAGCCCUUCCCUGGCAGCGCCGCUCUCUCUGGCCAGCGCACCCCUAUUAUUCAGCCUCAUCCCUCCAAACCCCAAAACCUUUAUACCCAAAUACUUUUUUUUUCUGAUUUUUGGAUUUUUUUUUCGUUUUCUUCUGAUGGCAUUUACGACAGUUGCCGGAAUCCGGGACUCUUCCUGUUAACUCGGUGCAUGGAUUGAGCAGCAUAUUUCUUCAACCCCCCACUUCAAAGGGCACCUCGGCCCCCCUAUUAAUAAAAGGAAUACACGAUGAUGAGCAAUGAGGAUAAACCGGGGCAAGAGGAGGACUGCUCAGCUCGUAGCAAUGCAUCCAGCCAUUCUGCGUCAGAAGAGUCUAAUCACUCUGUGUAUGGAUCGGAAUCUGCAAGCCAGUCAGAGAGUGAGCAUCUUACUGAGCAAGGCAGUGAAUCAAACAGCAGCUCUGAGUCUUCAGAAAGCCAUUCAGAAUCAGACUGUGAAUCGACCGGCUCAAAGACAAAUGACGCACAUGCUGACUCCAAGGAAAAGCCUCUCCCUAAGAAGGAGAGACUGGCUGAUGUGAAGAAGAUGUGGGAAGAAUACCCUGAUGUUUAUGGAGUUAGGAGGUCAAACCGAAGCAGACAGGAGCCAUCACGGUUUAAUGUUAAAGCUGAGAGUAGCGAUUCUGAAAGUGAAAGCCCAAAAAGACGAAGUUUGCGAACACGGAAAAAUAGAGAGAAAAGCAUAGUUUCAGAUGAUGAGGACGAGGAAGGAAGCAGCGGAGAAAGUGAUGCAGAACAGACUAAAGUCCGAUCUUGCCGUUUGCAGCAAAAGAGGAAAGCGGCCAAAAACAGCACAAACAAGCAGAGAAGGUCUCAGCGUGGAAAAAACCGAAAACAAGCGUCGUCUGAGGAAGAUGAUGAUGAUGACGAUGAUGAUGAUGACGAAGAAACUCCCAAAAGACAAACCAGGCGCAGGGCAGCUAAAAAUGUCAGUUACAAGGAAGAUGAUGACUUUGAGACAGAUUCAGAUGAUCUGAUUGAGAUGGUGGGUGAAGAAGCAGAGGAACUGGAAGAUAAUCACGAAACAAUAGAGAAAGUUUUGGACACCAGAAUUGGCAAAAAGGGAGCCACUGGAGCUUCCACUACUGUGUAUGCAACAGAAGAAAAUGGAGAUCCCAACUCUGAAUUUAAAGCUGAAACAGAAGAAGGGGAUCAACAAUAUCUUAUUAAGUGGAAAGGCUGGUCGUACAUCCACAGUACCUGGGAGAGUGAAGAUACUCUUCAGCAGCAGAAGGUGAAAGGCCUGAAAAAGCUUGAGAACUUCAAGAAAAAGGACGAUGAAAUCAAACAAUGGUUAUCAAAAGUUUCACCUGAGGAUGUAGAAUACUUCAGCUGCCAGCAAGAAUUGGCAUCUGAGCUGAACAAGCAGUAUCAGAUAAUUGAGAGAGUCAUAGCUGUAAAAACAAGCAAGUCGUCUUCUGGGAACUCAGAUUUUCCAGUUCACAGCAGGAAGACUCCCUCCUCCAAUGAACCGGAGUAUCUUUGCAAGUGGAUGGGUCUCCCAUAUUCUGAAUGCAGCUGGGAAGAUGGUGCCCUUGUUGGGAAGAAGUUCCAGCACUGUAUUGACAGUUUCAACAGCCGAAACAACUCAAAAUCAACACCUUUAAAAGACUGCAAGGUUCUGAGGCAGAGACCAAGGUUUGUCACCUUAAAGAAGCAGCCUUCUUUCAUAGGAGGAGAAGGUCUAGAACUGCGUGAUUAUCAGCUAGAGGGUCUGAACUGGCUGGCUCACUCUUGGUGCAAGAAUAACAGCGUGAUCCUUGCUGAUGAGAUGGGCUUGGGAAAGACCAUUCAGACAAUUUCUUUUCUCUCCUAUCUCUUCCAUAUUCACCAGCUUUAUGGGCCCUUUCUGUUAGUGGUUCCCUUAUCAACCCUGACAUCCUGGCAGAGGGAGUUUGAGAUCUGGGCACCAGAUAUAAAUGUGGUGGUUUACAUUGGGGACGUCGGAAGCAGAAACACGAUUCGUGAAUAUGAAUGGGUCCACCAGCAGAGCAAGAAGAUGAAAUUUAAUGCACUACUUACAACGUAUGAAAUUUUGCUGAAGGAUAAAGCUGUUCUCAACAGUAUUAACUGGGCUUUCCUUGGGGUAGAUGAAGCCCAUCGACUGAAGAAUGAUGACUCUUUGCUUUAUAAAACACUCAUUGAAUUCAAAUCUAACAAUCGGCUGCUGAUCACCGGUACGCCUCUCCAGAACUCACUUAAGGAACUGUGGUCACUCCUGCACUUUAUUAUGCCAGAGAGAUUUGAGUGUUGGGAAGACUUUGAAGAUGAGCAUGGCAGAGGAAGAGACAAUGGUUACCAAAGCCUACAUAAAGUCCUAGAACCCUUUCUGCUACGCAGAGUAAAGAAAGAUGUGGAGAAGUCACUUCCAGCCAAAGUAGAACAGAUACUCCGGGUAGAGAUGUGUGUCACGCAGAAACAGUAUUACAAGUGGUUAUUAACAAGGAACUACAAAGCACUCUCAAAGGGAACACGAGGCAGCACCUCUGGCUUCCUUAACAUUGUCAUGGAACUUAAAAAAUGUUGCAACCACUGUUUCCUCAUCAAACCCCCAGAAGACACAGAGAGGGAAAGUCGAUCGGACGCAUUGCAGUCUUUGAUCAGGAGCAGUGGAAAGCUUGUUUUGCUAGACAAGCUUCUGACACGACUGCGUGAAAGAGGAAACCGAGUACUUAUCUUCUCACAGAUGGUGCGCAUGCUGGAUAUCCUUGCUGAAUACAUGGCCAUCAAGCAUUACCCUUUUCAGCGACUAGAUGGAUCAAUAAAAGGAGAGAUACGCAAGCAGGCACUUGAUCACUUUAAUGCAGAAGGCUCUGAGGAUUUUUGUUUCCUGUUGUCCACACGUGCUGGAGGCCUAGGUAUAAACUUGGCAUCAGCCGAUACAGUGGUCAUCUUUGAUUCAGACUGGAAUCCACAGAAUGAUUUGCAGGCACAAGCCAGAGCUCAUCGUAUUGGCCAAAAGAAACAGGUGAAUAUAUACCGGCUUGUCACCAGGGGCACAGUAGAGGAAGAAAUAAUAGAGCGAGCGAAAAAAAAGAUGGUUCUGGAUCAUCUUGUCAUCCAGCGUAUGGAUACCACAGGCAGAACUGUACUGGACAAUAACUCAGGGAGCUCUAAUUCUAACCCAUUUAACAAGGAAGAACUUGCUGCUAUUCUAAAGUUUGGAGCUGCAGAUCUUUUCAAGGAACCUGAAGGAGAGGAAUCAGAACCUCAGGAAAUGGAUAUAGAUGAAAUUUUACGUCUGGCUGAAACACGAGAGAAUGAGCCAUCUUCCAGUGCUACUGAUGAGCUCUUGUCUCAGUUCAAGGUAGCCAACUUUGCAACAAUGGAGGAAGAGCCCAAAAUUGAUUUAAAGAGCGAACAGGAAUGGGAUGACAUAAUUCCUGAGGGGCAAAGGAAAAAAGUGGAGGAAGAGGCUCGACAGAAAGAACUGAAUGAAAUAUACAUGCUUCCCAGGAUCCGGAGCUUAAAUAGGAAGCCUCCAGCAAAUGACAGCGAGUCUGAUUUGGAGUCAAAGCAGAAAGCUCAGCAUUCCUCUGGAUCCGACAGUGACUCUGAUGACUCUGAUGAUGACAAAAAACCAAAGCGCAGAGGGCGGCCCCGCAGUGUUAGGAAAGACAAUGUGGAGGGAUUUACAGAUGCUGAAAUCAGACGGUUUAUUAAGGCGUACAAGAAGUUUGCUUCUCCACUGGAAAGACUUGAGUGCAUUGCUAGAGACGCAGAACUUGUGGAUAAAUCUGUGGCAGAUCUCAAGAGGUUGGGUGAACUUCUGCACAACAACUGUGCUUCGGCCAUGCAGGAGUUCGAAGAACAAUUAAAAGAAAACCCUGCUGAUGGAAAAGGUCCAGGCAAGCGUAGGGGCCCCACAAUCAAAAUCUCUGGUGUACAAGUAAAUGUAAAAGCUAUUAUUCAGCAUGAGGAAGACUUCGAUAUUCUCACUAAAUCCAUCCCAACUGACCCGGAAGAAAAGAAAAAAUAUUGUGUCGCGAGUCGAGUAAAGGCUGCCCAUUUUGAUGUGGAAUGGGCUGUAGAAGAUGAUUCCCAUUUACUUCUUGGGAUAUAUGAACAUGGCUAUGGCAAUUGGGAACUUAUAAAAAGCGAUCCUGAGCUGAAGCUCUCUGAAAAGAUUUUGCCAGUGGAAACAGAGAAGAAACCUCAAGGGAAACAUUUACAGACAAGAGCAGAUUAUUUGCUGAAAAUGCUGAAGAAAGAAACAGAGAAAGUAACUGGUGCUGGAGAUGAGGUUAAAACAAAGAAAAGAAAGCCACGAGCAAAGAAAGAUGGCGGCAAGACUAAAGAUGAGCAUGGCAAUGAAAUUUCAUCUCCCAGACACUCUGACAAUUCAGAGGAAGGAGAGGAAAAGCAGGAGGAUGGGACAGAAAAGAACUCGAACAAAAAAAAGCAGAAGAAGAAAGAUAACAAGGAAAACAAGGAAAAACAAACUCAAAAGAAAGAGGGAGAUAAAGAUAAAAGGAAAGCAAAAGACAAGAAGGAAAAGACCAAGCGAGGUGAGGCCAAGCCUGGUGGUAAGAACAGAAAGAACACAGGCCCUGUCCAUAUAACAGCUGGUAGUGAGCCAGUCCCCAUUGGGGAAGAAGAGGAUGAUGAUCUGGACCAAGAGACCUUCAGCAUUUGCAAAGAGAGAAUGAGACCUGUCAAAAAAGCUCUUAAACAGCUAGAUAAUGCUGACAAGGGGCUUUCUGUACAGGAACAGCUGGAGCACACCCGCACCUGUUUGCUGAAAAUUGGAGACCGCAUCUCUGAGUGUCUUAAAAUGUACUCUGACCAGGAGCAUGUGAAGUUAUGGAGAAGAAACCUCUGGAUUUUUGUGUCUAAAUUCACAGAAUUUGAUGCCAGAAAACUGCACAAAUUAUAUAAGAUGGCACACAAAAAGAGAUCUCAAGAAGAAGAGGAUCACAAGAAAAAGAAUGUGCCCAUCAAGAAACCUUUUCGGCCAGAACAAUCUGGAUCUAGCCAGGACUCUCAUUUGUCACAGCCUCAUGGGCCACAUACACCACAGAAACCUGUGGUUGCCCUUCCUCACUCUCAGCAAGUGCAUGGCCACCAAAGAGAAAACUUUGGCAGUCCUAGCAAGAGACCUUUCAAUAAUGCAGACCGAGGUGAAUGGAGAGACCGGAAAUUCAGUUACGGAGGCAAUAACAAUAACCAGCCAUGGGGAGGUGACCGCCAUCAUCAAUAUGACCAGCAUAGGUACAAAGAUCACCAUUAUUCAGAUCGAAGACCUCAUGGGGAUCCGAGGAGAAGCUCUGCAAACUUCCGGCCAAACAAUAUGUCCCGCAAAAGACCGUAUGACCAAUACAACAAUGAUCGAGAGCACCGUGGACACAGGGACUAUUAUGACAGACAUCACCAUGACAACAAAAGAAGAAGAUCUGAUGAAUUUAGACCCCAGGGUUACCACCAACAGGACUUCAGGAGAAUGGGAUCCGACCACCGACCCCCCAUGGGCUACCAUGGUCAAGGACCUUCGGACCACUACCGCUCAUUCCAUUCUGAAAAGUCAGGGGAGUAUAAAGGUCCUUCCCAAUCGACUUCUCUCUCUGAUCCUCGCUCACCCCCUACUCAAAAAUCCCCACAUGAAAACAAACCACCUCUGGACAGGUCAUUAGAACAGAAAGGCGGAGAUUAUAAUUGGAACAGGUAGAUACAACAAAUAAAGCCAUUGAUUGGUAUAUAGUCCUGCUAUUCUGUCGCAGGGGGGCAGUCAGUGCAACAAGGACACUGCUACUAAAACUUGCUGACCCGAGCUGCUGUUGUAGAAUCCUAUUGCUUGUGCCAAGAAUAUGGCUUUGACCAUCUUUGUACCAUCUUUUACUUGCUACAGCUUGAUGGAAUUAAACAAAUGGGCAAGAGAAACCCCUUCUCUCUCAGUGGCAUACUUGGGAUUUAAGACUCGUCAUAUGAGAUACAAAGGUCUCUUGAAGGAUGAAUGUUUUGGGAUCUUAAGACGUUACAUCAGUACUGUUAAAUAUGAUGCAUUUUAUAUGACUCUAAAACUACGUUUCCGGCCCUUGCAGUCAAGUUAACAAAAGGUGUCCAUUUGGCAUCCCAGACUAGUGUGCAAUACACUGCAGCAACAUGUGACUGCACGGGCAUAGGAUUAUAGACAGACUUUGUAUUCCGAGUAAGGUUUUAUUGCAAAGAAGUACAAAGGCAGAAUUAUGAUCGGCAUUGAUGGUAUCCAUUCAUUUUUCACAUUUCAAAAAGCCUUCCUUAUUUCUCUGUAAUAUUUCUAUGUUUCUUAAACUUGAUGUAAAUAGUGAACGGGAUGUCUAAGAAUCAAGCAUGAUAAAAUGAUCAGGCACUUCCCUUCUGGUUACCAACAGCAGAUAGAGAGGCUACCUUUUCCAUUCUCUUAAAGUUUCUUUUUAAAGAUUUAUGUUUGACAGAAGUAUCUUGUCCCAUGCCAGUUCAGUGUUCUCUUAUACAAGGAUAUCCAUCAUGUAGGCUUCUAGAUGAGCAGCAACAUCUAGAGGAGCACAGGUUGUCCGACCUUAUUCUAAAUCAUCUUCUGGAUGGAUUCCAUAUGUACUAAUUAAGGCUUCUCUCUUUAUAAGCAGAGCGGCAGCACAAAAUUCGAUCUUUUUAUCAGAGCGUAUUUCAUUGAAAUUAUAAAGCCCCCGCCCUUGCUAAGAGUAUUCCACCCAACACAACGCCAAUCAUGAUAAAUGUAGCAGGCUGUAAUUUGCUUUUCCAACUUCAUUGUGUAAAUUCUGCUUGAGCCAAAUGUAAAAAAUAUAUAAAGGUAUAUAUAUAAAUUUCUUAAUGAAAAUCAAAUUAUCCAUUUAACACUGCAGUAUUAGAACUACAUUGCACUUUUAUAUUUCUUUCCCAUUUUAAAGGACAUGAUAUAAUUGUGCAAAUACAUCCAGUACAGCCAUUAACAAGCUAGAACUGCCGAGAAACUUGGUCUGCAUUUUCUUAAUGAUUCUCAUUCAUCUUUGAGCUAGAGAGGUCAGAUGGUAUGGUACACUAACUCUAAACCAUUAUUUAUUUACAAGUAAUAUAUAGAUUUAUUUUUUGCGGGGUUAGAGGAAACUUUAUAUUUGUCUCAAUCCAGUUUUUGUGUAGUUACAUAUUAAAUCAUUAAAAAAAAAAAAUCGAGGAGACCAAGUGCAUCGCUGAAUUCUACAAGGGAUGUAUUCACACCUUGACAUGAACACUCAUGAAAUAAGUCGUUUGUUGUGAAACAUUAGGGUUGACCAAGACAUGAUCAUCCCUAAAAUGGAGCCGAUUCUAGCUGGAUGGACAGACAGGAUUCUGGGCUUCACAAAUAAUUGAACUAAAUGGCAUAUAAUAUUGGAAUCUUGGCAUUGACCUACAAAGCUCCUCUUUCAGAUGGAUGACUUGCUAUUGUCCAGUUUGUGGUCCUUUUUAUAGAACCUCGACAACAAAAAAAGCAUGAAAGCCAAAACGAUAUUAGGAAACGAGCACAUUUGCACAGAGGCUCAUUAAUACACCAUUGUGUUUCUCGCACAGUAUUCGAUAUUCCGGCUUGUUUCUUCUUCUUCUGUGUGUGUGCAUAAUAUACUGUUUGCUGUCUCCCAUAAAAUAAUGAGUGCCUUAAAAAUGAUUCAAUAAUGUUGGGAAAGAAAUAAAAGCCAUGGAAUAUUGUCAUUAACAUUCUGAAGGCUGGAAACUGUUGUGGCACAGAGUUUGAAACAGCUGGGUUUGUAAAAUCCAUUUAAUGUCACCAGAAAACCUCCAGAUUUGUCAUUGCAUUGUAGCAAAUGUGUGUGUUUAACAUUGAUAAUUAUAUAACUGUAUAUGAUCUAUUUGUAAUGGUGAUCACCGUGCCAGUUACUAGUUAAAAGACUACAUCUGACCCUCUAUUGUGUAUUUAAUAAGGGUAGGCCUAUAUACAGCGUCUGGAAACUGCAUUUAUUGGGGCUAACGUAAUAACGUGUACACGAUUAUCCUAGUUCGGGUAUCAAAUCAAAAGGUAGUAUUACUAUUCUUGCUUGUUGAAAGCAAACAUGAUUGGUAAGAAUGGGUUAACGGACAUGGAGCAACUGUUUCUGUGCUCACACUUUUAUUUUUGAGUGUACAGUCCUACUUACUAACAAGCAAUGCAUUGGCUUGGUGCACAGAAGGGAACCAGAUCUAGAUACCUGGGCAACAACAGUGUGAAUAAUGUUAAAACAUUUCUCAGUGUCUGCAAUGCACUGCAGCUGUCAUAACUAUCCUGAAAAAGUUAUUUAUAGUGAAUGCAAUAGGAAAUUCUGGUGUUUAUUUACUUGUGUCUGUAAAAAAAAAACACUAAAAUCCCAAACAAAUGAAAAUAAUUGUCAUAUUAAAGAUUUUAUUUUUGUUGUCUUCCGGAAAUAAUUUCUCUCUUUAUAUGAAUGUGAACAAAACAUAUUAUCAUUGUGAGCAAAGUCUCUUUGUAACAACUGGAUAAAUGAGGUGUUUAUUCUCAACAGGUAAAUAAUAAAUAAAUUGCCCACACUUUCUUCGCUUUGGAAAUCAGAAGCAAUGCGGGUUUUUUUUUUUGGCUGUUUCUUGUGGUACAUGGGCGCUUUAAUAUCCACCAUAAUGGAUAUAUAUAGAAACCAUGGACUGUGUGGGUCUCAAGGAUAAAUGCUAGAGGUAUAUACAGUAUCUGAUUCACACCGGUAAUAUUGCUCUAGGAUUAUGGCUGGAGUGAUCUCAAAUGUAAGGGCCACACAUGUUGACUAUUUUUUACAUUAUGUGGUCCUACCAAAUUGUAUUCAUUUUGGAGCAAGACAGUCCAGUGCUGAGGUUUGAUUUGCAACGUUCUGGUAAGCUUGUAUUUGCUAAAUUACUAUUUACAUCAGUAACCACCGAUAUCUGUUGGGUUGGAUGUGGAGCAAGGCCUAUAAGAUCCUGCCAGUAGUGAUUCUGUACAAGUUGUAUGGCUACUACUGUGUGAAGCUGCUAGCCACCGUCAAUGUAUUUUCACACUAUGUUCAACUGCUGUUCCUCCCAUAGAUAGUCACUUUAUUAUUCUAUAAAAAUAAUGCCUUAUAUUUUUAUUUCCUUUCCACAAUCAACAGAAGUCUUCUUAAGCCCCAUAAUGUAUAUCCAGCACUAGAAAAUAGAGCCAACUGGGUUGCUGGGAAAUAAAAACUAUAGCUCACAACAUUUAGUGGCUCUUAAGCUCCAGCUUAAUGACUUCAGUAGAGUAGACUGGUUGAAAACCUCUCCAGAGUCGGCCACCAGAAUAAGGAACACCAUUUGAAUGCUGCCGAUAGCUAAACAGUUUUGCGGUUGGGGAAGGACAUGCUGACUAUAUCCACUCCGACGGAUGAUGCAUAAAUGUAUUAUAAUUCUCCAACUUAAAUGUGAUUAUUAAAUGACGAUUUGAUUCAUUAACAGUGUAAUAUAUGUAUAAGUCCACAACUGUGUCAGAGAACUGAAACCUGGUUGGGAAUUAAUUUAGUUUUUUUUUUUUUGCUUUAGAAGCGCCGUUACAUUAUUCCUUCCAGUAUCGCUGUGCAUGCCAUUAACUUCCACGUGAAGAGUUUAAGGUACAUAGUCUCGUCUUACGUAUAUAAAUAUAUAUGUGUAACCUCUGCUAUACCUUGUGAUGGAAAUGUAUCCAUGGGGGGGCACGUUAUUUUUAGCCAUUGCACACAACCAUCAUUCCUGUGUAUUUCAAUGAACACAGAUCAGACAGUAUCGUUAUAUAAAAGAGGGGUUCAAUCUUCCAAGAUGUCCUUAUUCUAUUGCUCAAGUAGUUCUUCCCUAGUCGCACAAACGCGGCAAUGACGGGUUUCUUAGCAGCCCUGGUGUUUGUUUUCAGCUAUAAACAGGCGGGAGACUGGGAUUAUUCAUUUAUAGUUGUGAAGAAAUAUGUUGUUGUGCUUUUUUCCUAUGUAAAUAGUUUGUUUAUAUUGUGUGUAUUAAUUUUUCCUACAUUGUAAAACUGCUGUACUUUUCAUUCUUGUAUAUUAAAAAUGAAACACAUUUUUCAGAA